Messenger RNA from Rotaria socialis, 1005 nucleotides. NCBI's taxonomy places the organism in Eukaryota, Metazoa, Rotifera, Eurotatoria, Philodinida, Philodinidae. The record is from the annotation of a GenBank genome assembly.
AUGUUUCGUCAACGUUUACUUUCAACAGAUCCCAUUUUGGCAAAUCAUGUACAAACUAUAUCCAAUAGAAAACAUAUUGCCACCCAAAAAGCUGAUCAUUCUUCUCCAAUAGAACAACAACAACAAUGGCUACCAAUUCCACUGAAUGAAAAUGCCUCUCGAUUAUGUCAGAUACGUUCAUUGACAACACAUCUUACUACACUUCAACAAUUGUUUCUACCAGUUUUUCCGUUUUGGAAUGAUUCCAAUGAAUGUUUUCCACUGUUAGCAAAUGUAGCUUAUGAUAAUUUAUCUACAUUAGAACUAAGAAUUCGACAAGCACAUCAUCAUGAAGAUAAAAAUUUUAAUAUAAGACUUUAUUUUGAUGAAAAAUUUAGAUCUGAUAUACAAAAUCUGUUAAUGUCAUAUUCGUACACAUGGCGUCUACAUCCAACUGUUCUCAUGUUCAAUCUAAAUCGAUUGUUUCAUCUGUUACCACAAUUUAAUUUAAAAGAUUACAUUACCGUACUUGAACAACGUGGUAAACCUUAUGAAUUAUCUGCUGAAGAAUGGUUCCUAAUUUUAGAAUUCUAUUUACAAAUGGAUAUGUCCUGCUUCUACAUGAAGACUAAUGCAUUAAGUGAUGAAGGAAUCUUUUCAGUAAAACUUCCAACAGCUCACUAUGGUAUACAACAAUGUCGAGAUAAAAGUUGCUGUUUCUGUUAUGAAAAACUUGAUUUAACGGAACGAUUUGAACCAGCAAUGAAUUUUUCAAAUAAUCAAGUUCAUUGUUUCUUGAAUAAUUAUCAAGUCUAUUUGAAUUGUGAUGUUACUUGUACGACAUCAAAUGUCAUCUAUAGUUUGACAUGUCCAUGUCAUCAAUAUGAUUAUAUGGGUCGAUGUGUUGAACCUUUUCGUGAUCGAAUGACACGUAUUCGUAUCAUGGGAUGUCGAAUAAUUCGAAAUUCUCUGAUUGGUUCUAUUCUUGCUGAUCAUCUUGGAGAAGAAGGAGACUCUAAUCCGUAA